GCCUCCACCCCAGGUCAACCUGCGACCCAGAACGCCCCCCUCGGGCAGUUCAAGAUCGUGGGGAACAGUAUCGUCAGCGCUCAACAGCUCUUUCUCGGGACCUUGGACAAGGUGUACAUUGUCGACAAGGUCGAGAACAACCCGACCCAGAUCAACGGACACCCGGCGUGGGGGGCAGAGUACUCGGUCAGCAAGAAUGACGGCCGCGCGAUGGACGUCGUGACGAACUCGUUCUGCGCUGGGGGCACCGUCCUCGGAAACGGGACGUGGAUCAACGUCGGCGGCAACCAGGCCGUGAAGACGGGCGGCGACCCCGCGGACAGCCAGAACGGCGGCGGGGUGUACGACGACCCCGACGGCGGCAAGUCACUCAUCGAUCCGUGCGACGACGAGAGCUGCAACUGGGUGCUCGUACAGCCUAUGACGACGAGGCGAUGGUAUCCAACUCUGGAAACUCUUGCGGAUGGCUCUGCAAUCAUCCUCGGAGGCGACCUGUGGGGCGGCUACGUCAACAGCGCCAGCCAGGACAACCCGACCUGGGAGAUCUUCCCUCCCACGGACGACGGCAUCGUGACCUCCAACUUCCUCUCGAGCACCCUCCCCGUCAACCUGUACCCGCUCGCAUGGUCGCUCCCGUCCGGCAAGGUCUUCCUGCAGGCGAACUUCAAGACCGUCCUGCUCGACGUGAAGACGCACAAGGAGACCGCGCUGGACGACAUGCUCGACGCCGUGCGCGUGUACCCGGCGAGCGGCGCGACGGCGAUGCUCCCGCUCACGAAGGCGAACAACUACACCGCCACGCUCCUCUUCUGCGGCGGGUCCGACAUCCAGACCGACCAGUGGACCCCGGACGCGUGGGCGAUCGUGAACUACAACGCGUCGACGUCGUGCGUGCGCAUCAGCCCGGACGCGGACGGCACGUACGCGCGCGACGACCCGCUCCCCGAGGGCCGCUCGAUGGGCCAGUUCAUCGCCCUCCCCGACGGCCGGCUGCUCAUGCUCAACGGCGCGCAGACGGGCACGGCCGGGUACGGCACGCAGUCGUGGACCAUCCAGGAGUCGUACGCGGACCACCCCGUCCUGCUCCCGGUCAUGUACGACCCGAGCGCGCCGGCGGGCAAGCGGUGGUCGCGCGACGGCCUCUCCGCGAGCACCGUCCCGCGCAUGUACCACUCGAGCGCGACGCUCCUCCCCGACGGCUCCGUCCUCGUCUCGGGCUCGAACCCGCACGCGGACUACGCGGUCGACAACGUGACGUACCCGACGGAGUACCGGGUCGAGUACUUCUACCCGUCGUACUUCAACCAGCGCCGGCCCGAGCCCGCGGGCCUCCCGAGCGCGCUCUCGUACGGCGGCCCGUACUUCAACGUGUCGCUCACGAAGGACGACCUCGCCGGGGACCAGGCGAACGUCAAGAACACCACCGUCGUCGUCGUCCGCACCGGGUUCUCGACGCACGCGAUGAACAUGGGCCAGCGCAUGCUCGAGCUCGAGAUGACCUACACCGCGCAGACGAACGGGAGCGCGACGCUGCACGUCGCGCAGAUGCCGCCCAACGCGGCGAUGUUCCCCCCGGGCCCCGCUCUGCUGUUCGUCGUCGUCAACGGCGUGCCCUCCGUCGGCGUCCAGGUCAUGGUCGGCAGCGGCAAGAUCGAGACCCAGCCGGUCAGCGCGGCCGUGGCGCUCCCUUCGUCGCAGACGCUCUCGGACACGGACUCGUCGAACCCGAACGGCCCGUCGGAGUCGAACGGGAGCCCGGACGUGACGAAGCCGAACGCGGCGCGCGGCGCUGCACGCGCGCCCACCCUCGGCGCGGCAGGCGUGGUCGCGCUCGCGCUGCUGUGUGCGUCGUGGUAA
Molecule: messenger RNA, 1857 nt
Organism: Epithele typhae
Lineage: Eukaryota; Fungi; Basidiomycota; Agaricomycetes; Polyporales; Epitheliaceae
Product: copper radical oxidase
Exons: 9
Source: RefSeq, a predicted model, not a curated record